AUGAUUUCGGGAAGAGCAUUGCAUCAUGUGUUACGUUUGGGGAACCGCAAAGCCAAUAUGGAUUUCUACAGAAAAAUCCUUAACAUGAAGGUUUUGAGACAUGAGGAAUUCACUGAAACAUGUGCAGCUCAAUGCAAUGGUCCCUAUGACAAUCGCUGGUCUAAGACUAUGGUUGGAUAUAAGCAUGAACAUGAAUCUUUCGUUUUGGAACUUACUUACAACUAUGGAGUUAAGGAAUAUAAGCUUGGAAAUGAAUUUGGUGGAGUAGUAAUAAAAUCUUCGGACGUAGUUGAAAAUGUCAAGUCUAAUAAAUAUCCUUUUGAGGAUAUUGCUGGUUCCAAAGGAGAUAUUUUAAUUCGUGCACCUGAUGGAUUUAAAUUCUUCAUUAUCAAUGAAAAAGUUGCAGAUGGAGUAGAUCCAAUGUGCUUUAUCAUCUACAAUGUCUCGAACCUUGAUAAUUCUAUCAAAUAUUGGAAUGGAUUGCUUAACAUGAGCAUUUUACGUCAAGACAAUAAGAAAGCCUUACUCUCGUAUAAUGGUGGAAAGUUUGGAAUCGAAUUUAAUAAAAUUGACGAAAAAAUUGAUCGAGGUGAAGCUUACGGAAGAAUUGCAUUUGGAGUUCCAUACACUCUACAGCCAUCAAUUGACGAAUUGAUGAAAAAGAACAGUAAAACAAUUUUAACACCUUUGGUUGUACUUGACACUCCUGGAAAAGCAUCCGUUCGAGUUAUCAUCCUUGCUGAUCCCGAUGGUCAUGAAAUUUGCUUUGUUGACGACGAAGGAUUCAGCCAAUUGUCAGAAUAUGACGACAAAAGUGAGGCUGAUUUGGACAAAUACAUCAAAAAAGAUCCAUUCCAAGAUCAAUAA
Chironomus riparius is the source of this 867-nucleotide messenger RNA. The record is from the annotation of a GenBank genome assembly. Lineage: Eukaryota; Metazoa; Arthropoda; Insecta; Diptera; Chironomidae.